AUGAUGUACGGCAGUAAUCAGACAGUGGUGGAUAAGGUACCAGCGGAAAUGUUGGAUAUGAUCGACUCACACUGGUACCAAUUUCCACCCAUGAAUCCAUUGUGGCAUGGACUGUUGGGCUUUACUAUAGGAGUCCUAGGCUUUAUAUCUAUCGUUGGUAAUGGAAUGGUUAUCUACAUUUUUACGGCUACUAAGAAUCUGAAAACGCCAUCCAAUUUGCUCGUCGUCAAUCUUGCUUUCUCCGACUUUUUAAUGAUGUGUGCGAUGGCUCCUCCUAUGGUUGUUAACUGUUAUAAUGAAACUUGGGUAUUCGGUCCAUUGGCUUGCAAACUCUACGGUUGUGCGGGAUCACUAUUCGGUUGCGUGUCCAUAUGGACUAUGACGAUGAUAGCAUUUGACAGAUAUAAUGUUAUCGUAAAAGGUAUCGCAGCCAAACCCAUGAAUAAGAAUGGAGCAUUAACACGUAUUCUAGCUGUUUGGAUUGCUGCCUUAGCUUGGACUCUGGCCCCAUUCUUUGGAUGGAAUAGGUAUGUGCCAGAGGGAAACAUGACAGCGUGUGGAACUGAUUACUUAACUAAAAACUGGAACAGCCGUAGUUACAUCCUCGUCUACUCGGUCUUUGUCUACUUCGCGCCACUUCUAUUGAUCAUCUAUUCUUACUUCUUCAUUGUAAAGGCCGUGGCUGCGCAUGAGAAGACGAUGCGAGAACAAGCUAAAAAGAUGAAUGUUGCUUCUCUUAGGUCAUCAGACGCUGCCAACACCAGCACUGAAUGUAAACUGGCUAAGGUGGCACUAAUGACUAUAUCGCUAUGGUUCAUGGCAUGGACGCCUUACCUGAUUAUCAACUACACGGGCAUCUUCGAAAGCGCCCCGAUCAGUCCACUCGCCACCAUCUGGGGCUCUCUUUUCGCCAAGGCCAAUGCAGUCUAUAACCCUAUUGUAUACGGCAUCAGUCAUCCAAGAUACCGCGCAGCGCUAUACAAGAAGUUCCCUUCAUUGUCCUGUGAGGCAACGUCAGACGAUACCGAUUCUGCGAUAUCCCAAGCUACAACUGUCUCCGAAGAAAAACCAUCUGCGUGAUCUACAACCAAAGACUUGCCAGAGACUACUCCUUUAUUGGCAAUAUUAGCUUUGUUAUUUGGACUAACGAUCUAAUAAAUAUUUAAUUAAAUGCAAUUGGUU
Molecule: messenger RNA, 1182 nt
Organism: Papilio polytes (common Mormon)
Lineage: Eukaryota; Metazoa; Arthropoda; Insecta; Lepidoptera; Papilionidae
Product: ceropsin
Exons: 8
Coding region: 1-1080 (359 amino acids)
Biological process (GO): visual perception; G protein-coupled receptor signaling pathway; phototransduction
Cellular component (GO): membrane
Molecular function (GO): G protein-coupled receptor activity
Source: RefSeq, a predicted model, not a curated record